CGCUAAUACCCAGCAAUGUCUUGUGAGUUGUAACGGGAGCUCAACAACGCAGUGUCAGUAUGUCACGUACUGUAGAGACCCCAGCAAUGCCAACAAAUCUCCGUGCAACACGUAUCCGUGCAACAUGCUAAACACAGGGACACAGAGUGGCGCAGAUUACGACAUGGGAUGUUGCGGAACGAGCAGAGUGGCAUGUGAAUUCACAGUCUUCGUUCCCAAUUCUAGUGCUGUAGACUAUUUUUCACUGUCGCUUAAUGGUGUCAGGGUCAUGAUAGACACACCACGAUUUCAGUAUUUGUUUAAGCGGCUCAUUGCUCCUGGUAGAAUUUACUUAGAAAAACUUGCAAAUGGUAACCACCAGAUAAAAAUGCUAAAUGGCGAGACAAUAAAUGUCUCUAAAGCAAACGACAGAGAUGUACGGAUUUACUUUGGAGAUGCAUCAGCGAAUGUUAUUUAUAUGGACGAAGGAGCUACUAACGGAGUCAUGCAUAUAAUUGACCAGUUGCUUUUCGUUCAGGAAGAUAUUACGAGAAACAUUUCACCUCCAAAAGAGGUCAUAGAAGAAGACGAAAUGCGAAAGGGUUUUUGUUAUAAAGACACUCAAAAACUUGGGAUUCAUACUGACUGUGAUUCAAAUUCUACAAGGGUUGUAAUUGAAGAAGACUCGAAAGAUGACAAAAAAUGUGAAAACUCACGUAACUCUGCCGAUGGAAGAGUCACCUGUGUAGUGGGGGGCUAUAAUAAAGCGUACAGAAUGUUGACCUUGACAUCUAACAACACAGAGCACUCUGGGAACUCAAUCUUGGUAAAUACCACGUGUGAUGCCGGAACUGGUCAGAGCAAAAAUAUCACAUUGUUUCCUUGUUUUUCAUGUUUCAAGGCAAAUGUCACGCACAACGAAACACACGCCGUUAUUAUGUGUCAACACAGUUUCUUCAACGUGUCAGAGCAGAUAAGUAUCAUUGAUUGGACUGCUGGGGUCUCUAUAGAAACAUGUAGAUGGAACCAGAAUACCUCAAGAACGGAGUGUGAGGUCCAAAAUCACGGACAUCCUCUUGGAAUUGAUGGCUUCAUUACAAGAUAUACCCCAGGGCUGAGGUUUUUAUGCACUAUGGACAGACAAAGCGUUGAACUGGUUUUGGAAGCAGGUGGGUUAACAAGUGGACACGAUGACCAACGGAUUUGCUGUAGUGUUUAUAUCAUUAUAUUUGUAGCUAUGCUAUUGUCAACUCUUAAAUUAGCUUGAUUUAUUCAUGUUUGGUAAAUAUGUCCUUUAAAGUAGUCUGAUCCUCGGGUUUAUAAAAUUAUUAAUUAAGGAAUCAAAAAUACUCAUAAAAGUAUCCCUAAAUCCACAAAAUUAUGUAAAUUUAUCCACAGUAUUUCUUUAGAGUUAAAGAUGAAAGUUAAUCAUAUUUUAUAGGGGAAGUUGUCAAAUCUCCAAUAUUUUU
Messenger RNA from Saccostrea cuccullata (small rock oyster), 1448 nucleotides. RefSeq lists its product as uncharacterized. The record is from RefSeq and is a predicted model, not a curated record. The coding region runs from base 125 to 1246 and encodes 373 amino acids. The transcript is spliced from 7 exons. Lineage: Eukaryota; Metazoa; Mollusca; Bivalvia; Ostreida; Ostreidae.